GAGUUAUUUUGCCUGGUUCCGUGCGACAGGCAGGUCCAUCUUUCUCCUUAGUACCCCAGCAACAACAAACAGCGCCGCGCCGUCCAAUGAGCUUUUUCAGCCGCCUCUGUCCUCACUUCCUCCGGCUGGGCUGCGCUGCGCUCGGUGCGCUGGGUUUGGCUUGGCAGCAUCAGCCAGCAGCACGCAGCCAUCUUGGACUCAUCUAUAUCUGGGCUGGCAAAGCCCACAGUUCGGGAUGAGAGCGAUUUAAACAGCCUGUAGUGAUCAAGAAGAGAUCGACUGGAGUUCAUGUGGGACUUGAAUACAUGACUUGCGGUUGAAGAUUUUUAAAACGCGCGUCAAGACGCAGAGCCGGUUUUACGCGGUCCCCCUCCCCUUUUCCUUGUUUGAAGACUGUGUGCAGUUUCCGAAGGGCCUGUUAACUGUGCUGGAGUUUCACAAUUGGCACUUUUUAAAGUUUUGUUUUUCUUCUCCAAAACAAUCCAGUUGGCUAAAUAGGUUAUGACCUGUUGGUUGCCAGAUCUUUGUGGAAAGUUGCUCCCCUCGUGCCGCGGGUGACCUGUUGUGCCGUUACGCGUCUGGAUAAAUGAUUGCAUUAUUCUGGAGGUCUGUGCUGGAAUUUGGCAUCGCUGUUGAUGUUGGUCCAUGAUCUUCAUCAGCUUGUGCACGGCAGCUGUCCACCCUGCGAACUGAGAGGACUUGGACCGCAAGAUCCACUUUGGAGAUAAAGACACAUUAAAAUGUCAACCAGAACCCCGUUACCUACUGUCAACGAAAGAGACACAGAGAACCACACAUCACAUACAGAUGGGCGAAAUGAAGUAUCGUCCCGUCCCGGGCGGUCAGGUGCCCGGUGCCGAAACUCCAUCGCCUCCUGUGCCGACGAACAGCCGCACGUCGGCAACUAUCGGCUGCUCAAAACCAUCGGCAAGGGCAACUUUGCCAAGGUCAAACUGGCACGACACAUUCUCACAGGACGAGAGGUGGCCAUAAAAAUAAUUGAUAAGACACAACUUAAUCCUACCAGCCUUCAGAAGCUCUUCAGGGAAGUACGAAUAAUGAAGAUUCUAAAUCAUCCAAAUAUUGUAAAGCUCUUUGAAGUUAUAGAAACAGAGAAGACACUUUACCUGGUGAUGGAGUACGCCAGUGGUGGAGAGGUGUUCGACUACCUCGUAGCACAUGGACGCAUGAAGGAAAAAGAGGCCAGAGCUAAAUUUAGACAGAUUGUAUCAGCUGUUCAGUAUUGCCAUCAAAAACACAUCGUUCACAGAGAUCUGAAGGCAGAAAACUUGCUUCUGGAUGCAGACAUGAACAUUAAGAUCGCAGACUUCGGUUUCAGUAAUGAAUUCACCAUUGGGAACAAACUAGACACGUUUUGCGGCAGCCCGCCGUAUGCGGCCCCUGAACUUUUUCAAGGUAAAAAGUAUGAUGGCCCGGAGGUGGACGUAUGGAGUCUGGGGGUUAUCCUCUAUACGCUGGUCAGUGGAUCGCUGCCCUUUGAUGGACAGAAUCUAAAGGAACUUCGUGAGCGAGUGCUGAGAGGCAAAUAUCGAAUCCCUUUCUACAUGUCCACUGACUGUGAAAACCUCCUGAAACGUUUCCUGGUGCUGAACCCUAUCAAGCGGGGCACACUUGAGCAAAUCAUGACAGAUCGGUGGAUCAAUGCAGGUUGUGACGAGGAAGAGCUUAAACCCUUUGUUGAGCCUGAACUCGACAUCUCAGACCAGAAGAGAAUCGAUAUCAUGGUGGGCAUGGGCUACUCACGAGAGGAGAUCAAUGACUCUCUAACCAGGAUGAAGUAUGAUGAAAUCACAGCUACAUACCUCCUAUUAGGCAGAAAGUCCACAGAGUUGGAGGUAAGCGACUCCAGCUCCAGCAGUAACCUGUCGUUGGCUAAAGCCAGACCCAACAGCGAGCACAAUAACGGCCAAUCACCGGCUCAUCUCAAAGUCCAAAGGAAUAUCUCCUCCAGUCAGAAGCAACGUCGUUAUAGUGACCAAGCUGGUCCGGCUAUUCCCUCGGUUGGAUAUCCCAAGAGGAGUCAAACCACGUCUGCUGAAAAUGACCAUAAAGAGGAGGGCAGCGCUCCGGCACGCAAGUCCAGCUCGUCUGGGAGCCGUGGCAUGGGCCCUCCGAGUCCCAUACUUGGCAAUGCCAACAAUCCAAACAAGGCCGACAUUCCUGGCGGGAAAAAGGGCUCUGGUGUACCUGGGAGCAAUUCUGUGUCCAGCGGUAUGACCAGGAGAAACACGUAUGUGUGCAGUGAUAGAAACGCAGCGGACAAACAUUCGGUCAUCCAGAAUGGCAAAGAGAACAGCCUGAGUGAAAUGUCAAGGUGUGUCCGCACAAGCCCGACGGCAUAUACCGUGGCUUUCACCGCCUCCUCAGCCUCUGUCCGACUGCGCCACCAAAAGGCUGCAUCCCUGUCGGCCUCUGGACACACCUGCCGCAUCACCUUGCCGCCCAAAGAGGGCACCUCUGAACUCUUCAGGCCCAAUACGAGCACGGCUCAGACAAGCCAGAAAAACCCUGGAGCCUCCACCCACAGCAUCAGUAGCGCUACCCCUCCGGAUCGUUUGCGUUUCCCGCGAGGCACGCUGAGUCGCAGCACCUUCCACGGAGGUCAGCUGAGGGAGAGACGCACGGCCACUUACAACGGACCACCGGCCUCUCCCACCUUAUCGCAUGACGCCACGCCCCUCUCACAGUCCCGAAGUCGUGGAUCAACAAACCUUUUCACGAAACUCACAUCCAAGCUGACGCGCAGAAACAUGUCAUUCAGGUUUACCAAAAGAGUGCCGGCAGAAUGUGAUAGAAAUGGGAGGUAUGAGGAUUCAAGUCGUAACGUGUCUGGGGAUCAGAAAGAGGAACAUAAAGACUCCAAACCACGCUCGCUACGCUUCACCUGGAGCAUGAAGACCACCUCCUCCAUGGAGCCCACCGAGAUGAUGCGCGAGAUCCGCAAAGUCCUGGACGCCAACAACUGCGACUACGAGCAACGGGAACGAUUCCUGCUUCUCUGCGUGCACGGCGAUGGGCACGCCGAGAGCUUGGUCCAAUGGGAGAUGGAGGUGUGCAAGCUGCCCCGCCUCUCUCUAAACGGCGUACGCUUCAAACGAAUAUCAGGAACAUCCAUUGCUUUCAAGAACAUCGCCUCUAAAAUUGCCAAUGAACUAAAGCUCUAAAAAAAGACAAAAUCGGUCGAAAAUGUGAAAAGCAACAAAAAAGGACUAAAGGCACACAAAACUAGAGUAAUCAAGCUGUAUAUUCUUUUGGAACAAGUAGCAGAUAUACAAGGAUUGUUUUCCUCAAACACUUACAAAGUAUGUACUGAAAAUAUUGUAUAGAAUCAUGCCUUAGGCAAUAAUUUCCUGCAUCUUCAAAACAUUAUUAAUAUUAUUGUUGUUGUUAUUGUUGGAUGGUUUGUAGGAAAACAAAAGGAUGGAUUCAUUUCUUCAUUUUUUGUGUUUUGUUUUGUUUAUGCACUACUGCAGUAGGUGCCCUAUGUAGGGCUUAAGAUUAACACCAGAGACUGAAAAGGCAGCGGGACGGUUCAGCACUCCAGUAUUCACUUUAUUGUUCCUCCCAGUCCUUCUUAAAUGCCAAAACAAAAUGGCCACUGAUUUAGAUAUAAACUUGUUUGCACACAUUUCCCCCUUAAAGUGAUAUUUCUCCAUUUCCUAUCCUUCCAUUUUUCCACUUUUUCAAGCAACUUCUUAUCAGAAAAUGAUCCUGUUUUUUGUGCUAAAGAUAGAAAAGAUCCAACAGGUUAAACCACUGGUGCCAUGGAGGCGGCUCAUGGCCAAAGCCUCAGGUCAGAAGCGAGUGUGGCAGACCACGCACUUCAGGAAACCUCACCGCUUCAGACGGGCUACUGCAAUGCAACGUUAGGCGAAAGAGAAAAGAGACUUACUGAGAUCAGGAAUGUUUUACUUUCUGGUCUGUUUGAGUAUUUAGUUUAUUUCUUCAUGAAGUGUUUUUUAGCAUACGAGAAGAUGAAACCUUCUCAGAUGUUCUUGGAAAGUCUUUGUUUUGGCUUCGGCCCCGGCGUGCCGUAGAGUCAUUCUGGGAAACAUUUCACAACUUUAGCUUGCCAUUUAGUAUUCACUCCCAUUGGCACUGUUUGUAUUUUGUUUUGAUGUUUCCAUUUUUUGGAAUGUAAAUAAUGUACCUUAGUUUUGCAACAGCAGCAGCAUAUUGAUAUCCUUUUUUUCUUUUUUAAGUCUGGCUGUGUGUCGGAAACUAUGGGAAUUAAUGUAACUCAUCACAGAAUAAGAUUAAUCAGUGUCUCCAUUAAAACAACUGAAAAUC
This is a messenger RNA of Paramisgurnus dabryanus, 4311 nucleotides long. RefSeq names its product MAP/microtubule affinity-regulating kinase 3b (gene mark3b). The record is from RefSeq and is a predicted model, not a curated record. Lineage: Eukaryota; Metazoa; Chordata; Actinopteri; Cypriniformes; Cobitidae. Gene Ontology annotation, cellular component: cytoplasm; plasma membrane. Gene Ontology annotation, molecular function: ATP binding; tau-protein kinase activity. Gene Ontology annotation, biological process: protein phosphorylation; intracellular signal transduction; microtubule cytoskeleton organization.